AUGAGACACGGCGCCGGAGCGGUGCCACUGCUGCUCAACAUGUACCUGCCAGAUCCAGUGGGGGAAACUUUAUUCAAAGACGGCAAGAGCCAGGCGUGGGGAUCCCUCAACCCGGGUGUGCAGAAAGGCAGUGGGCAGAUCCAGCUGUGGCAAUUCCUGCUGGAGCUGCUCUCGGACCGGGCCAACCUCAACUGCAUCGCCUGGGAGGGCACCAAUGGCGAGUUCAAGCUGAUCGACCCCGAUGAGGUGGCACGGCGCUGGGGCGAGCGGAAGAGCAAGCCCAACAUGAAUUACGACAAGCUGAGCCGGGCGCUGCGCUACUACUACGACAAGAACAUCAUGACCAAGGUGCACGGCAAGCGCUAUGCCUACAAGUUCGACUUCCAUGGGCUGGCACAGGUCUGCCAGCCAGCUGCCCCUGAUCACACCCUCUACAAAUUCCAGGGCAAUCUGGCCCCACUGCCCUUCUCGGGCAUCUCCAAACUCAACCUCAUGACCUCUGGGGUGACGCCGGCUGGUUUCUCCUACUGGCCUGGCUCCAGCCCAUCUCUCUACCCUGGGCACAGCCUCCAGCCCUCGGCCCCGUUCAGCGCCAUGGCAGCCUCCCACCUCAACAACAUGAACAACCACUACCAUUAAGGCUUGGCAGAUCCAUCCCGUUGGUGUGGGGUUGGGGAGUUUGGUGGGGAAGGGUGGGGGGUGGGAUGCUGCCCUGCUCCAGCUGCCCCUGCUGAGGUUUAAAGAGCAGUGAUUCCCUGGUAUGGGUGGUUGGAGGGCAGAAGGUGUCUAUCUACAUUUAGAUUGAGGAAGGAUCUUUCAUGAGGGAAUGCACAGGGAUGCUUAAAGUGGAGGUAAAUGGGAGGAGAAAUCAUGCCCCAUCCCACAAAGCCCCCUCGUGCUCAGCUCAGCCUCUAGCCCACCCAUCUCCGAAAGGAGAGGGGUCAGGAGCUGGAGACCCCAGAAAGCCUUGCCCAAGGGCGAGGGAUCCUCCUUGCAGCUCCUUGCUUCCUGCCUUCAUCCUUACCUCAAGGUAAGGCUGGGUAAAGGCUGGGUAAAGCAGGAGUGACAGCAAUGCUGGGAGCCCAGGGCACCAAGGGGCAGGCCUGGUGUCCAAGGAAGUGCCCCCACCCUCCAGAGCAGGACUUUGGCCCAGUGGAUGGAGAGGUGCUGGGCUCUGCCAGCUGGGGAGGGAUUUGUCUUCAAUAAAAUGGAGAGGUGCUGUGAGCUGUGUCUGCUUCUGUGUGCAGGGGGCUGCAACAGGGGGCACUAGCCAGCAGAACCCCCCCCAUCUGAAACUAGAGCACUGUGGGGCUGGAAUGCAGCCACCCUGACUCAUCCUGCAAUCCUUGCUUUCCUCAAUCACCACCUCUGGCUCUUACAUACAAGAGAUAGAGGGAACAACUGGUUUCUUUGAACACCCCUCUGGGGCAGCUGCAGGUGGAGCAAGCCAAACCUGGGGGUCCUCAGUGCCAUAAGGGGUCUCUGGGAAGGUUGCAGUGUUCAUGGAGCCAGGGCUGAGGCCAGAUUGAUGCCAUGCAAGCACAUGGGGGAGUGGCCAGUCCUUCUCCCUGUGCCCCCCAGGUCACAGCAGACACAGGAGGGAUGGCUGUGCUGCCCUCUGCAUUCCUCCAGGGUCCAGUCACUCUCCUGGUAGCAUCUGCUCAGCCAUAUCCUCUCUCCUCUAAUCAGCUUAAGAGAGGGGAUCUGACAGUAGUGUAUCUUCCAGGGAGGGCUCAGGCUGCAGUGUGGGGAGCCUUGGGGUCGUGAUGCAGGGAGCCCAUGCCUAGAGGGGUCGAGGGGAGACCUUCCUCUGCUGUCCCUGAGCCUUGCACAGGCUGGUCCAAAGAAGUGAACAGGGGGAAGAAAAGAAGCUCCCUCCAUUCCAGAAGCAAGAAGAACUCAUGCUGGAGACUCCCCCCUCCUCUCCAAUUUUGGCCUCACAAAGGUAAAUGGUAGGGAGGGGCAACUGGACAUAGCUGGCUUCAUCAUAGCCAGAGCAAGGAUAUGAGUCCUCACUAGGGGAGCGGAUGUCAGGGCUUAGGAAGAGGCAUGACGCAGGGGCAGGACUGGGAUUAAGGGAUGUGGGUCACUAGUAGCUCCUCGCCACCAUACUACUCCUGUCCCUCUGCCAGCACCUGCAGCAGGGAAGCCCAGGUGAGCCCAGCUCCUUGCUCAUUCCCAGCCCUACAAGGACCCUGCUGGACCUAAGUGUGCUGGGAAAUGAAGAAAACACUACCCACCCUAUGUGACAGGCUGAGGGUGUGCUUGGCUCCACUCUGAGCUCACCCAGGAUCCCCUUGUUUGGAUUCCCCCUACAAGCAGGGAUCAUGCACAGAGGGGGGCAGACAGGAGGGAGGUGGAGUACCCAUGCAGGACUCUCCAGCUAUGGAGGAUACAGUGCUGUCACCGUGGCAACCUGGAAUGCUCCCAUCCACAGACCCCACUGGGCACAGUUCACUCCAUGUGAUGCUCAAUGGAGAGGUCCAGAGCAUUGCCCCCCACCCAGCACAGCUGCUCUUCACUCUGCAUCCCCCUGCCCCAGCCCUGCAAUAGCAUUGCUCCUUUCCGUCUCCAAAACCAUCGGUUCAGAGCAGACUGCAGCAAAAUCCUACCAAUGGCUGAGCGGGGCUGAGCCCAACACGUGGCACCGACCGUCCCCAGCCCUGACCGGGGGUGCUCAGCCCAGGGGAGUGACGUGGAAGCAUCAUUCCCAGCAAUGGGCUGCAGGCUCCAGACUUACCUGCUGCCUCAGCUGCCAUGCUGCCCCUUUCAUUCACACACAGCAGAAGGAGAAUGAGUACUGCCUGCAUCCAUGAGGUUGAAGAGGAGCUGGAGGGAAACACAGCUGCAGUCCAUGCUCUGCUGCUCACCAAAUGCAGCCCCAACCCUGGGUGCCCUGUGAGGAAUGAGGUGGGGAACAGGAUCCCAAAAGGCCUCAGUCUGCACAUAGUCUCAGAGCUGUUGGUGCUGCCUCAUCAUUAAAGGCAGGAGGAGGGUUUUAUUCUGCUAUCAUUUUUUUCGUCUGUUUUUUCUUCCUUCUGCUUAAGCAGCAAGAAGGAGGGACUGAGCCCUGUCCUUGGCAGUAUAGGAUGUGGACCCCCCCUGCCCCAGCUCCCCCACAUUCUCGCAGCCCCUCUGUAAGGGAUGGAGGAUCCCUCUCCCAUUUUAGACUCAUCACCACGUGUCUCAUUUCUCAUGCUGGGAAGAGCCUUUGCAGCACAGCUAGGUGACGUCUGCCUUCCUGCCCACACCUUCACCCCCUCUAGCUCUCCCUCUUCCCACCUUUUUUCCCCUCUCCACAUGCCAACUGCUCUGCCAGCACCCCUGUGCUGAGCUGUUGACUCACAUCCUCCCUCCAGACACACAGCCUUCCUUCAGCCUUGCUCCCUGCAUGGACUGCAUUACUCCUAUCAUUGCUUAGGGGGCUCAAGCCCUGGCAGCAGAUCUAGGGCUGUGCCCUGCUGCCAAAGCCACCCUGCAUGCCAAGGACACCUUUUGAGCCUGGCCAAGCGAUGUCUCCAUGCACCUGUUCUGCAGACACCCUGAGGAAAGGAAGGAGCCAGCCAGCCCCCAGGUGUCCAGGCUAGGAGAGCAUCUCCUGCCCAGCUGAGCACUGAGACCUUGGGCCGGAUGCUGCAGAGGGCACAGGCUGGGCUGUGGGGAGGACUGGAUUAAUGCGCUAAUGCCAGAUUAAGCUGUAAUACAGGACUUCUGACGAGGGAGCCCAGCCCUGUGCUCCCCCCACAACCCAGGGUCCUGCCCUGAGACAGAGCUGAGUACCCCUGGCUGUGCAUCCAGCAGCUGAGUGACACAGACAGGGAGGCAGCAGCAUCUAGCAGACCCCCUAGACUCCUGCAGCUGUGACCUAGCCUCACCUGAACCCAUAAACCCUCCCCACUCAGUGGAGCAGCAGCAAUUCAGAGCCACAGUGAAUCCAGUGUCCAGACAGCUCCCACAGAGGCAGGAGAGAUAGAUCCCAUUUCCAUCUGCCUUGAGGAACACAUUAUCCAUCAUCCAUCAUUGCAACCCAAGGCUGCAAGGCAGCGGGUGUUGCAGAGUACUGGUCCCUACCCAGCCACACAGGCUAGAGAUGGUUUCUCCCAAUAGAGCAGCUCUGAGGAAUGCUGCCAGCUUUUAAUAGCUAGAGCACAUUUUCUUUGCUGUCUGUCCAUCAGGAGGCAUAGCUCACCAGGCUGGCUGCUGCCACAGCACCCCUCCUCUGUACCCUGUGUCAUUGCCAUGAGCACAUCAAGCACACGGAGCAUGCACCACAGGCAGAGCAGCAGGGCUGGGGGAUCACACAGAGCUGUUGCUUUGUGAGCGGUAGGCAGAAAAAAAAAAACCUUCGUUGGUGAUUACACAGCUUGGAGGGGACACGUUGCACACUAGUGGGAAGCAACAGAAAUAUGCUGCAGUCUCAGGAGGAGCUGCACCCAGCAGCCUGUCCCUUCCCAGUAACACCCCCGUGCUGGUCUCACCUCUAUCCCAGUGGGAGCAAGGUGGUAUCUGCAUUCCCUGUUCUCCCAGCAGCCACACAGGUUGCUCUGGGGGAAGGGAAAACCAGACAUCUCCUGUCAGCAAGGCUGAGGCUGAGCCGGUGAUGCGUAUUUAAAUGCACAGGAGCAUCUGAGCUUGUCUCCCAUUCCUUGACAUUUCCAGAGACUCCAAGCUGUCUUCAAUUACCAGUCUGCAAUUAGCUCUUCCUAAAUCCCCCAAUGAGGCCCAGCACUCUUAAUCAAUGAAACACAAGGGAGGAGGAGAAGGACACAGCCUCUCCGCAGCUGGGAGCAUUUUACAUGCCAGGACUUGAGGCUGAAAGGACUCUGUUAGUGGCCCUAUGGGGGAUCUGUAGGGUGGGAAACCUUGGUGAGCACUGGCACCUUGUGCAGCUCUGAAGCUCUGCAGUCAGGGUAGGUGCCCUAAGGUCUGCAAACAGCCUUGGCUGAGGAUAGAGAUGGCUGGUACCCUUGGAUUGCAUCUCCCAUGUGGUUGAAAACCCUUCUUGCUAGACUUCAUCACAUGCUGCUUCAUCACACUGUACCUCAGUUUCCCUCUCUGUAAAAUACCGGUAGAGAAGCAUCAGAAUUCCCCCUGCAGCCCCAUAGGAGCUCUAAUGGAUCUGAUUCCAGGUCAGUUUGAGACAGAGCAGGUCAGAGCUGCCCCCCUCCUCAACACAAAAAAGGGGUAUAGCCAAAUUCAGGGUUAGAUGAGGUUGUGAGUACAUUUUGGCCAAGACAGCCCCCCACAAGGUCACACAAAUGUCAGUAUAAAGAAGGGAUCAGAGCACAUAGUAGGGACAGGGAGGAUGGGAGCAGCAGAGGUCUCAGUGGGUGCAUGCAGCACAGAAAAGCUUUGCACAGCACCCUGCCAGCUCAGACCCCGUCACAGGGACAUCUGUGCUGUCUUCCUGGCUGCACAGCUUUGCCUGAAUGAGCCAGAUUGGGCCUAAUUAGCAGCUCUGCUGAUGCACACAAAGGUAGGGAAUCCAGCUUACCCUCCAUGACCUGCAGAGCCAGCACAGCUCUUCCUAGCUGAGGAGAACCCAAGGGUCUGGCUCAGAGGAAGUGCUAGAUGCAGACCCUGAUACAAGGGCACACGCAAGGGAUCCUGCUUGAGGAGCCUCCAGAAAACUGAGCAACUGGAGGCAUAGCAACCAGCUCUGAGAAACUCCACCCUGCUCCCUGGGGUCUGCAGAAGUACAGGGCUGUUAAUCGGGCUAGCAACACAGCUCCCACAGCCUGCUGCUGCCAGAGAGAGCAGUCUAGCCCUGCAGAGCACAGGCAGGAAGGAGGGAGGGUGGG
Molecule: messenger RNA, 5801 nt
Organism: Phasianus colchicus (ring-necked pheasant)
Lineage: Eukaryota; Metazoa; Chordata; Aves; Galliformes; Phasianidae
Source: RefSeq, a predicted model, not a curated record